AUGGAAGGCAGUACGGCAGCAGAGCCCGACCGGACCCUAACCGCAACACGGCAAGAUGAAGAGCCCGAAGGAGAAACGCCUCAAACUCAAGAACCACCCGCGAAAAAACCGAAGAAGGCGUCAGGUCCCAAGGCAACCGCAUCAGCAGGGAAAGGAGCAGCGAGGAAAGUCGUUACGAGGGCGACAGCCAAGAUCCCAGAGGAACGUGAAGAGUCCGGGCAGGAAGACCAAGACGACAUCCAGGAAACCUUAGGAAAUGGUUGGACAGAGAUCGUUGGAGCCGUCAGAGAUCCAGACGCAGAGGAAGCCGUGACCACUAAAAAGACCGGCGAAGGAAGACCAGGCUCGGCCAAAAACCCCAUCGCAACGGAAGGGCUUCAGCAAACCCAAAGAUCCCUCCAAACUCGGAUCCUCGCGAUGUACGACAAGGCGGAAGAAGCCGUGGAGUCGGGCGACCAUGCCAAAGCCGGGAUUCUCCUGAAAAUCUGCGAAGGUCUAUGCCAAGUGGCCACUGGACCUGCUGGAGGCACCCAACCCCCUGGUAGCUUCUCGGAUGGAGCGAACCCAGUCCAGAAAUAUUACUGA
Molecule: messenger RNA, 585 nt
Organism: Puccinia triticina
Lineage: Eukaryota; Fungi; Basidiomycota; Pucciniomycetes; Pucciniales; Pucciniaceae
Exons: 4
Coding region: 1-585 (194 amino acids)
Source: RefSeq, a predicted model, not a curated record